Molecule: messenger RNA, 11796 nt
Organism: Acanthaster planci (crown-of-thorns starfish)
Lineage: Eukaryota; Metazoa; Echinodermata; Asteroidea; Valvatida; Acanthasteridae
Biological process (GO): peptidyl-threonine phosphorylation; peptidyl-serine phosphorylation
Cellular component (GO): cytoplasm; nucleus
Molecular function (GO): protein tyrosine kinase activity; protein serine/threonine kinase activity; ATP binding
Source: RefSeq, a predicted model, not a curated record
AUGAAAGAGAAACGUUGACGAAAAUGGCGCGACGUGGGGAGAAAAAACAUCAGAAACUGCCCCGAAAUACGCAUCCUCCCCCUGCAAUCAACGCCUGGAGAACUUUUUAGAGAUUGUACCACCAAUUCGGGGCAAAAUCUGGUGGAUUUGAUAGUUGUAAGAAAGGAAAGAGAUAGAUAAACAACGCCAUUUGGAAAGGACACGACACCCUUGGAGAUUUCAUUGUCUGGUGGCAGAAUUCCUGAACCUCGUGAUAGCUGUGGUGUGCAACCAUAACGAUUUGGCGAUGAAAACCCGGCCAAAAUCAUCCAGAACUCUUACACAUAAAAGGUAUGACAUCGCAUGAAAAUUCACAGUUUGGUUCCCAGAUCAGUGCAUUCUGCUCAAUCAAGAAGUGUCACCCUGAUAACACCAAUAACCUUAACAACAACGAUGUAGUCAUAGCCAACACACACUCUGGCCAAUCAGCAAACGGUCUAUGUACGGUGCUCCUCAACUCAACCAUCGUUCCGAGUGGAGUUACCUACACUUUUAUAAACAACAAGAAUAACACUACUGGACGAUCACAGAACGUCAUCAGAGCUUCUACCAUCAAGUUGCUAGAUACCUAUCAGAAGUGCGGAAUGAAACGUAAAAGUGAUGAGCAGUUGGAUAACCGUCAUGAGCAGAAACAAACCAGGCAACAGCAUCCAAGUACAAGUAAGAACAAUAACAAUGUGAAGAAAUCGACAACCUCCAAGAGUUCAUCUGGAGGGGAAGGGGAUUAUCAACUAGUCCAACAUGAAGUACUAUGUUCCUUGACAAACCGUUAUGAGGUCUUGGAAUUUCUUGGCAGAGGAACAUUUGGACAAGUUGUUAAAUGUUGGAAGCGUGGAACUAACGAGAUAGUUGCCAUCAAAAUUCUCAAGAACCACCCCUCGUAUGCACGACAAGGUCAAAUCGAGGUUAGCAUUUUAUCUAGAUUAAGUGCUGAAAAUGCAGAUGAAUUCAACUUUGUCCGUGCGUAUGAAUGCUUUCAGCAUAAGAAUCACACGUGUUUGGUGUUUGAACUGUUGGAGCAAAACCUGUAUGACUUCUUGAAGCAGAGCAAAUUUCGGCCAUUGCCGUUGAAGCAUAUCCGACCGGUGCUUCAGCAAGUCUUAGUGGCUCUCCUGAAGCUUAAGACACUUGGUCUAAUCCAUGCUGACCUGAAACCAGAGAAUAUCAUGUUGCUGGAUCCAGCAAGGCAACCAUAUAGAGUCAAGGUAAUUGACUUUGGUUCUGCUAGUCAUGUGUCUAAAGCUGUGUGUUCAACAUAUCUCCAGAGUCGCUACUACAGAGCUCCAGAGAUUAUCCUGGGUCUACCAUUCUGUGAAGCAAUUGACAUGUGGUCGUUAGGCUGUGUGGUAGCUGAACUGUUCCUAGGCUGGCCUCUUUAUCCAGGAGCUUCAGAAUAUGAUCAGAUACGAUACAUCUCACAGACCCAAGGAUUACCUGCUGAAAAUCUCUUGAGUGCUGCUACAAAAACGUCAAGAUUCUUCAAGAGAGAGCAAGACACAAACUUUCCUCUCUGGAGGUUGAAGAAACCAAAUGAGCAUGAGAAUGAGACAGGAAUUAAAGCUAAGGAAGCCAGGAAGUACAUCUUCAACUGCUUGGAUGAUAUCGCUGGAGUUAAUUUCCCUACAGACCUUGAAGGAACAGAAUUGCUAGCUGAGAAAGCAGACAGGCGAGAAUUUGUUGACUUGUUGAAGAAGAUGUUGACAAUCGAUCCAGAUAAGAGAAUUAGUCCAUUGGAAGCCAUCAACCACGCUUUCGUUACAUUGGCACACCUCGCUGAGUACGGACAUUGCAGAAAUGUGAAGUCCAGUGUACGAAGUAUGGAGGUGUGCAAGCGGCCAGGACAGAUCUAUGACACUAACUCUGGAGCUAUCCCAGCAAGCUUUGCUGGUGUAAUGCCUGUGACAUCAACAACAGGAAACUUGAACAUUGCUUUCAACAAUCAACUGAAUGCAGCAUUACAAAACCAGGGUACCUCACAGACAAUCACCACCUCUGUACGACCCCAGGGUAAUGAGUUUCCCUUUCUUCAGUACCAUCUUCAGUCUGGUCCCUAUAUUCCCUAUCAGCCUCCGCAGAUAGCGCAACGAGUAUCACAGAAUGUGCAACCGCAGCAGGCAGGGACUCAGUACCCACGGCCAGAUCCAUUCCAACAGUCAUUGCAGAUGUAUCCAUUAAGAGUUGAGAACAGUGUUCCCAUAGUAACACAAGCAGCACAACAUCAGCCUCUCACACUACAGCAUCAAGUAUUUACACAGAACUCUGGACUCAAUGGUCAUCCAAAUGGAUCAGUAGUUGCCCAUGUUGGUCAACCUCACCAACCAGGGGCCCCUACACACUCCUUACAACCCAUUGCUUUACCCAUGUCAAUGGGUAAUGCAGGACAGCAAGGAUGGCCUGGUCCUGCUGGAGUGGGGCAGAAUCAGACGGUACUCCUGAGGAAUGGUCCAGUCCAAUCCUGGCCCCCCAAUGGCCAGAUGUUCCUGUCACCAUGGCAACAAGGGGCAGCUGCCGUGGCACAACAGCCUGUCAUUCCGGAGACACAACCUCUUGCAGAGACUUGGAGACGGCAGUAUGUGCCCACGGCAACGAUGUCAUGGCGACCAUCAGAAGAUCCUGCAUUUAUCUCUGCAGAACAAAGUCCAGCAAUGUUCCAUAUGGAUGUUGAUGGGAUUUAUGAUCAUGUUGAGAGGUCACAGUACGGAGGGCAUUUUCAUCCCAUUAUGCCUCUGACUCCCCAGCAUGCAUUGCAGCAACCUCAGUCAUGGAGUUCUAACAUACCCCAAGCAACUACCAGGAGCUCACAUGCAAGACUAGCCAGAAAACAAGGAGGACAGAAGACACAUACAGCUGCAUUUAGCAGCAGUUUGUCACCACAGAAGUCCAAACGUGUGCGUGGUAGUUCCCCACCUUCAACCAUCACCCAGCCCCCAUCCACUUCUCAGCCUACUGCCUCGUCGCAGCAGAGUAUAAGAUACAAUCGUAGUACUAAGCAAGAGUCUAGUACCCAGAGGGCAACAGGUGUUAAUGCAGAGGAUUCCUAUUCAACCAAGCGUGAGCCCAUUGUCAUAGCAGACUCACCAAGUCCUAAUCCAAGUGUUAUCACCAUCAGUAGUGAAAGUGAAGAAGAAACUGAGAAACCUGCCAAGGGAUGUGAAGAUAAGAUGUGCAAGGCUUGCAAUGACAAUACUAUCACCCACUCUUGCUCCUUGAGUAGCUCCAAUAGCAUCCUGAGCCCAUCACCGCGGCAACAGCAUCCUUACUCCUCAUCUUCAUCAUCCUGUGACUCAUCUCUAGGCGUGUCACCUCUCAAGAUUGACCUUGAGAAGGUGCAGAGACAGAAUGUUUUGAGUUGUGUCACCAUCAGAGACACACCUGAAGGUAGUCCACAGCAACUGCCGAGUAAUGGUAAUGUAGACAGUGGUUACGGUAUCAAGAACUCAUAUCUUACAGAAGCAGUGGAAGGAGUGGGAAGUAGUCGAAGUCGUGAUUCAAGGAAGUCUGGCUGUAGAGACUCCCAAGUUAUCGUAAGUAGACCCCCAAGUGGUCAUUUGAGUUUUCAGGAAAGGGUAAAAGAGGAAGUCCACAGCGACACACAGGAAGAAAUUCUGCAUCCGUUAAGAAAGUCUCAAGGAAGAGAUCUGGUCUUGGCAUUGAAGAAAGAGAGGCCUGCUCAUCACUGCUCAGACUCUGCUAUAGCAUUUGUCAAUCUUCCUCCCCUUGAGGUUGACUCCGCCCCCAAACCUCAACCCCAGAAGAGUUCCAGUAAGGAUGCUGCGUCGACUACACUACCAGCGUUACAUCCAAACCUAACACACCACCGCCAGCGUCCAAGUACCUUGACCCUAUCAUCACAACAGUCAUCAAGAAGUCAAAGGUCAACAAGAGCUGACCCAGUGACAUCACAAGGUCAGAGGGCACAGCAUGAUAGAGUUGAUCGCCAUCGUGUUGUACCAGUCCAUUCAUCACCUACUGUAACCCUUCCCCCUUAUUUUCAGCAGCAUAGUAGCCCUGUUCAUAAACCAAAGACCACGCAGUCCCAUGUAGGAGGCCCUGGUCAGUCCAACGCUCAGUAUGUCUAUUCUUACGGCUCAACUCCAGGGAUUAACUCUCCUCUCACCACCACUCUUCCUCAAGGAGCCCAUAUUCAUUAUAAAUCCUCUCUCCCUGCUCACCUGCCUCCUCAAGCUGUGCUCCAUUCACCUACUAUUCCCUCAGCUUCUACCGCCUACCAUCCUGCUGGUAUGGCUCCGCCCCCUGCGCAUUACCAUCCUCAGUACAAUCGGCCAGUGUACCUUCGUUCACCAUCAGGUAACAUCUACAGUACCUACCCUCUGAGCCCUACUAAGACACACCCACCCUACCAGUACUUGUACCAAGGCUUUACAGGUGAUUGACUUGUUGCCUUGCGAGACAAAUUCGCUCAACUUCACAUGUGAAAAGUGACCUUCAAACAGUGAGGGCGCUGUAAAAAAUAAUGCUCAUUCUAAUCACUGAGCAAGGACUAAACGGGUGUUAUGCAAGCUAUGCAUUGGACCUGUAGUCUUGGUAUUGGUUUGUACCAAGGUACUCCUGGCCAACCACCAAACCACCAAUCAAUCAAUUAGUAAAGGGGAACAGGUGGAUUUAUCAGACUAGAGCAAUUAUCAAGGAAGCAGAUUGGUUGGGUAUGAAAAUGUGUAACUGAUCUUCUAAAGCCACAGCCAUGUAACCCACAUAGGAUCAGCUGAAAAGCACACAUUCAGUCACUGGCAGUGACAAAAUCCUGUAAUUGAUUGUCAAAAUCGAGAGGCAUCCAAAUUCCUAAAAGCAGUUCUUCUGCAGUUUUCUUUUUGUCAUAUUUUUAAGUUGAGAGAGUUUGCCUCGCAAUGUUCCCAGGAGUGUAUUUUGGGAAUAUGCAUCGUGUGUUGGAUUUUUUACUCUGUGUGCAUGUUUUUUGGUUUGAAUUGAUCCUUCAUACUAAGAUGCAGGCAUUGAUUGAUGUGAACUUUGACCUGCAGUAGAAUGACCUUUGAUUAAUCUUUGAUAUACUGCAGGGCCAUUGAGGAUUGAUCAGUGACUAUGGUGUGUCUGGUUUUGGUUCAGGGUUAGAUUGAUUGGGGAAUUCCAAUACAGGAAUAACCAUUUCUUGUGUUUUAAGAAUGGUAUGCUUCAUGUUAAGGAAUUUGAGAAGUGUUUUAAUCCUAGAUUUUAUUGAAGUACAUUGACGUGUGGUAGAUGAUGUUAUGAAGUUAUUUUAGUUGUGUGUCUGAGCUUUUGUAGACGCGGUUUUAAGUGUUGAUUAAACACAUUACUAAUUACAUUAGCAUUGAAGACUGUUUCCAUUUUAUUAUUCCUAUUAAACAGUAUAAAUGUAUUGCAUUGGAAGUUAUGGUUUAAACUUAAGCUCAUUUUAAUGGAUAAAUUGAUGUUGCAUGUAGCCACAAGUAGUGUAUCAUUUUAUGCAAAGAGCUACAGAUUAAUAAACAGCAUGUUGUUUGGAGGAAUAUUUUAGUUAAGAAUGAAUUGAAUUUUCGUUGUAAAGUUCAGAAGAGUACAUGUAGUUGUUUGAUACGCUGAAUCUUCGGCAGCAUUAUCACACUAAGUUAUAUGCACACUUUGUUGAUGUACCUAUUCAAUAUCCGAUGGCCGUCAUUUUGUAACUUAUAUUAAUAGCCUGGAAUAGGAAAAUCAGAUGGAUUUUGUAAACUAAUAAACUAUCCACUGCAGUUAUGUAUAAAUCGCCUUGUAGAGAAAUCCUUUGGAACAUGUACAGAUAAUGUGUACUGGUGUUUUGGGACCAGUAGUGAUUUCAAUAAAGUCCCCUUGUAAAAUAUUCUGAAGGUUUGUAGAAAUGAAAAUGGAGCAUUAACUUUGUAAUACACUGCUACGGUAAGUUGGAUGCACAAAACUAGCUGAGAUUGGGUCAAGUGAAAUAAUAAUGUGAUAAAAAUACUAGAUCAUUGUACAUUUUGUAGAUGAAAAAGAAGACUAUUUUUAUGACUAAGGAAUUGAAUGUAUGCUUGCAGUUGCAAUGUGAAGUGACUAGGUGAGGUUUAAAUGUUGCUUUGUUUGUUACUGUGAAACUACUGUUCUAAAAUGUACAAAUUUCCAGUUGUAUCGUGUGCUGAAUGGAAUGGUAUUAUUGCAUACAGUAGGUUUUUUCCUCACAUGAAUUGGUGCAAAUAAUUGGUUUAGCUUAGUUGGAAGAUGUUUCCCAUAUGCCUUAAAAUGCAAGUCUUAUUGUAUCAAAGAUCUUCCAUCAACUACUUGAUUAAUGUCACUUCAAUGAGAGCUCUAAAUAUCUGACAGUCAACCAAAUCCAUGAGUUAACUAUGAACUCAGCAGCAGAAAGUUUGAUUAUAAGACCGAUUUUUUUUAAUGAAAGUUUGAGAACUUCCUGACUGAUUCAUUUGAAUUGAAGUAGAAUGGUGAUUAUUGAAACAUAAGAUUUGCAUAUUUAAUCCUGGAAUAACUGUACUAUUAGUAAGUAGUACUUGUUGGAUCUGCACAGUGAUAACUCAGAUUAGUAGCAUUAAUAGCAACUCACAAGCUGUCCAGUUGUUAGCAAGCUGUGCCAUAAUAACUUCAGUGUUUGUGAAAGAAAGUUGUGUUGGUAAAUUGUAAAGAGAAGUGGACUAUUUUUGCUAGACAUUUUCCUCUUGAGUAGCAAACUCAGAUUACCCUGUCACAGUGUCUUUCCCCUCUGGUUGCCCAUGAAACUCGGUAAUCAUAGGUGCCAUUCUGCAUUCAAAAUGAAGAUGAAAUAUUGUUGCCUAAAACGACGAGGAAAGAACAUGAUAUAUAAGCAAACCUAUUGGCAUAUUAUGCUGAACCAAAGAAUGUAGUAUAACAUGACAUGGUCAGGCCAUACUUUGUGGUGAAAUUGAUAGGAAUGUUUUAUUAAAUGUAAAUCCAAUUUUGAGAGCCUCAUUUUGAAUUCAAAAUGGCAGCCAGGCUGGUUACCUCUUACCAGUCUAUGGCCAUCUGAUAUAAGAAUCUGAAGUCUAAAUCCUGCGUAUUGUACAUAGACUAUUUCAUCACACAUAUAUAUAGCACAUGCAUCUGGAAUUAUAAAUACAUGAAUAUUAACUUUGUAGUAGAUGUUUUUUAAAAAUGGUCUGCACAGUUCAUAUGAGGUGUAUGGUGCUUUUUGCAGUAUGGACUAUUUCAUCCAUAGUCUUUUAUAGAUUUUAGACAAAGUGUGAUUUUAUGAAAUAACCAAUCUUGGUUAGAUUGUCAAUUGAUAGAUCUCCAGCUUGAGACGUUCUCUUUCUCAGGUCAACUCUGGUCGUUCCCUGAUCUAUUUUAUCCAAGUUUAGGUCCUAAUUCUUGCCAUCAACUGAUAACUAAUUUUCUUUGUUCGGUUUUUGUCUUGAAACAUUUUCUGUUCAAUCCAUUUUUUUAAUGAUGAAAGUCAGGCCUUAAUAAUCAAGUUACAAUGCUCACAAAUUUAGCUGUUACUCAACCUCUUGAAUUGCAUAACUCCAACAACUGCUAUUCAUUAGUUUGUGUAAUUUCAACCUGUUUGUAACAACCUGUUAUGCUAUCUGAAUCACAUACAUGUAUGCUGUUUUGUUUUUCCCUUUCUGAUCAGUAUCUGAUGUUUGAUCUGUUUUUCUAAUCUUGUUUUACCAUGACUUUCUGAGAACUGGAGAUCUGCCAGAUUUGACUAGAGUAAUAAGCUGAUUUCUACAAUACAUGUAAAGGCUAAAGUAAUGAAACAUCAGGGUAGUAGGUUAAAUCUUAAGUACCAUUGGAUGCAAUCAUAAGUAAUAAUGUGUGACAUGAAAGUUGUCUUCAAAUAACUAUCCUUCAUUCCAGGCUGUUGUGUAUUAGUUAACUUUGGAAGAUUGGUUUGGUCAAAUUUGUCCAAUUUAGAUGCUUAAACUAUUCAGAUAGAUACAUUAUUAGUUUCAGCCUUGAUAAUGCCAAGCGUUAUAUGUUGCGCAUACGUGUUGUGUGAUUGUGACCGAGAUAAUAAGAAUAGUUAAGUCUGUGUAAAUGUCAUAUGAGUACAUGCAUCUACGUGUGUGUACUCACACAUAAUGCAUUCUAUUACUUUCAAAGUUUGUCACUAUGUGUGCCGUAAUGUUCUUGAUCAUUGUUGUUUUGGAUGUAUAUCUUUCCUGUUUAUCAGCAAUUUAAGCAGUUGAUAUUGCCACCAUUGGUGUUGGUGUUACACCCCUGUUAGUCCAGUCAUCCUCUGAUGCCAUCUUCUUUGCAUACAUACAAUAGGCAAACUUUCCUAGUUCUGGAACUUUUUUUGGAACAAAGUUUGAUCUAGUAAUGUGCUUGCUGUCAUUUUUAGAUUUUGUUUUUGAUUGGUAAUUUACAUAUGGUGAUUGUCAUCUGUGUUUAUCUUUAUCCCAAUCCUUGGUAAAUCAUAGUGGAGAGAAAUCCUUCUGGUAGGUGAGCUAUGUUAACUGUGCCGUGAAGUGUACUUAUACUUGUAUAUAAUAGAGAAUAUUAUUGUACCACUGAUAGUUGAAGGCCAAAGUAUUGUGUAUAACACUUGAUAAACAGUUCAUAUAUCCUUCCUGCACAAUGUGUUUAAUUUACCGACAAAACAUGUAGCUGGAUUUUAGCACUGGAAAAACAAUGAAUUUUUGCUUAUCAGUAGCUGGUCAUUAUUCUAAUGAGAAUUCUAUAGCUGUUACUUAGCAACAGUUGUACUUACAAAUGCUGGCACUUCAGCCGCAUACAUGUAGCUGUUAUCUCAUGCAUUGAAAAACAUUUGCAUAAAUGAAGUAUUUACGGUUUGUUACUGAGAUAUUUCAUGAACAAACAGGACCAUCUAUUGGUUUAAGUAUUGCUUUUAUUAUUGAUAUAUAAAGAGGUUAAGCAGGUUGGAUACAUUUUUCUGUGUUUAAUUGCUAGUCUUCAUGUUGUUUUAACAACUUAAAUCGGAAAUUAGUUUUCUAAUUUCAGUCACAAAGUGUUUCAUGAAACACUAUUUUGAUUAGAAAAAAAGGGCUCUGGUAUGUGUGGGAGGCUCAAUUUUGAAAAAUAGAAUUUGAUAUUGUUUGGUUUUUUUUUUUGUCAUUUGGAAUUUGUUUGGAGUGGAUUUUUAUUGAGGUUUUAAAAUUUCCUUUGAAAUUUUAUUCAUUUUCUAUUGUGUAGAUUUGUGAUCUGUGGAGCAAUAUUUACCCGUUUGUAGUGUUUUGUUUUCAAUAUUUGAACACCAGUAUUAACCAUUUGUAGUAUAACUUGUAAUGCAGUAUGGUGUUUACGCUUCAUGCAUUAUUCAUAUUUUAUGUUAUGAAUAUUUAUCAGUACAGAUAUUAAUGAUGCUGUUGGUUGGUUGUGACAUUAACAUAAUUAGCAAGUGUGUGGUUUAAAAUGAAUUUUGAGUUUUAUUUAGCUUUAUUUGCACAUAAUGUACAAUACCAGAGUCAUUUAGUCGCUAGAGUAUAGUUUAUCAAAGCAGUUUUAUUUGGUUUUAAUUUUGAAAUAUUGCAGAACCAGACUUUGAAAUUAUCAGUUCACAGGGAAACUAAUGUCCUUAAUUUUUAUACAUUAAAACGUCAACAUGUUAACCAUCCUGGUGUUGCUACACUUUUUGUGGGAACAUUGUGGCGCUCAGUAUUAAGCAGAAAUUCAGUCAACAGAAAAUGUAUUUGCCGAGGUAUAUCAUGACAAAAACAUGAUGUGUUAAAAUGAAUUAUAAACUGAAACUUCUUAAUUUGACUGUAGUUUUUAUAAGUAAGAAGAUUUUAGACAUUCCAUCUAGGAUGAUUUCAAAGUACUGGUUCUGUUUUUAUUGCCGACUGAUGAUAGAAUUAGUCUCAAGUUAGACCUCAAUGGUAUGCUUUCUUGUUUUGCUUUUACAUAGAGGUUUGGAUUUGAUUUUGAUUGCAAUGUUUUAACAUCUUGUACUGUUUUUUAUUUUUCCUUAAUUGUGGUCAGUUAAUUUCUUCCAUUGUUUCAAUGAACCUGAAAUAUGCAUGAAGUAGUUAAUAGUGUACACCAAAAAUGCAGGCAUAAUAGAGCUAAAACAUAAUGAUGUCACACUUUGUUUACAUGUACACUUUCUAUGGGGAAUCAGUGGAUCACAUCCCACUUCAUUGCCAUAGGAAAGUGCACAUUUAAACAAAGCAUGGCACCAUUGUGUUACAGGUCUGUGGAGCACUGAAGUGUGACGUCAUGAACAAAGAAGUCUGGUGCAAAUAAAUGGAGAGUGCAUACGUUUGUUAAUACGCGAGGUGCAUGGAGAUACGCACUUCAGUACCCUAUAACAAUUAAAACAAGGAUGUAAGAAUAUGUCAAAUCAUUCUAGAGGGUGCCAUGCAUUUUACAAAAGACUGAAUAACUUGCAUUUACGUGCAAAUUCAUAGAAAUGCACAAGUCCUUGAAAGCUUUGUGCCUCAACUGUGACCUGUUUGGUGAUAAUGAGCCAGAAGACCAUAUUUCCUAUCAGAAAGUUGUUUGUGUGCAUAAGAAAGGGUAAACUAAGGUCUUUGCUCUGAUGUACAUGUAUCUCUCAUUUCGGUAUCCUGAUGAAAACAAACAUUGUUUUGGGUGAAAAUGUCGAGGGUUCCUUCUGAUUUCUGUAUUGUACAAGACUCUUUACAAGGCCUGUAUUCUCAAAAGUGGCUCUGGUGACUUCUAAACUUUAGCUCUUUUUCACCGGAUGGGUCACAUUUGAAGAUUUGACAGCAUGGUACACUGGAAUUAUAUCCACAUAAAAAAGCCCCAUUAACUGGCUGCUCUUAAAAUAGCAUUGCACUCAGCGACUACACAGUGCUGUAAUUCAUAAACAAUUUCAUCUGUCUCUCUCUUUUGUUUUUUGAUUUUGUUUGCUUUUGGAUUUGCCUAACAGUAAUGUAAUCAGUUCUAGCUGUUUGUUUAGAUUCUGUUGUAAUAUUUUGGUGUGCGUGCAAUAUGUAAUAGAAAUGAUAGAUUAUAGUUUUGCUAAUUACGCUCGGAAACUUCCUGCCAUAAUUGUUUAUUGUGAUUGAAGGAGUUGUUGCUAUGGUAACCUUUACUGUGGUGAUAAAUAUUGAGAGUUGUGUGGCCGAGUUCGCUGGUAUUGAUAUCGUUGGUAUUUUGACGCAGAACUGUGGAUGUUUUGUCAGCAUACAGUGUUUCAGUCUUUACACACCAUUUUUUGUGAAGUCCGCAAAGACAUCAAAGUCCACAAGCUUUUUCAGUCUUGUAGAGUAGAAAAUACAGUUCAGUUUUCAUGUUUGUGCUAUUUAUGGGCAUUUCCAUAAACGAGAGAUUAGUAUCAGGAAUUGCCUCUAAGUGAUACCAGGAACAUUUGAUAGGGGAAUUAUUUGUAAAGGAAAGAGGACUGUCCUAGUUUCUGUUCAGUUUGUGUCGGAGAAGGAAACUAAGAUCUUUGCAUGCAAGAAACAAUAUUUUUGGACAAAUGUUUCUUCAGAUUACAUGCUCUUAAAAGUGAUUAUGUCAGUUUCAAAACAAGGACAGUCUUUCAGUCAGUUUCACAAAGAUUCUUUGCAGAACGUUUUCCUUAAAGUGUAGAAUUUACCAAGCAUUGUUUUGUUACCAGCCAAAAAUAAAUGUUAGUACAGUAGCUGGCUGGUAGUCUGUUCUGUAUGCUUAAUUCACAUAACUUUAGUCAAAUGUCUGCAUUGACUUUGAUGUGAUUGGGAAGAGAUGGAAGGUUGGACACAACGACAAAAUAUUAACCAAUUAAUUCCUGUUUUGUAGUGUACCUAGGAUGUAUGCAAACCAAAUGUUAUACGUAGAACUGCCACUCAUUUGGGUGAAUAGGGAUAUUUCAAUAAAAACAAGCUUAUUUUAUUGGCAAAUGUA